This is a messenger RNA of Alternaria atra, 603 nucleotides long. RefSeq lists its product as uncharacterized. The transcript is spliced from 3 exons. The record is from RefSeq and is a predicted model, not a curated record. Gene Ontology annotation, biological process: protein ubiquitination. Lineage: Eukaryota; Fungi; Ascomycota; Dothideomycetes; Pleosporales; Pleosporaceae. Gene Ontology annotation, cellular component: cytoplasm. Gene Ontology annotation, molecular function: ubiquitin protein ligase activity. The coding region runs from base 1 to 603 and encodes 200 amino acids.
AUGUCUGGCUACGAAGUCGAACACAACAUCUCCACUGAAGACGACAAGUCGCGGCAACCCUCACGCCGACCAGACCUCUCGACCUUUUUCUCGCAGCUCGAACUCGUGGACACGUCGGAUCCCCGCGCGCAUACAAAUGCCAAUGCUGUACCGCAGCCUGAGAACAUGGCGGCGGCAUUUCGCUUGCUUGCCAACGCCUUCGAGACCAUGCGCGGACGACCGGCGGACGAGAACAACGAACAUGGGGAUUUGUUGGCAAACAUGAUCGAGGUGCUCCGCGAGAAUGCUGACGAUCCACCCACAGAACUGAAAGGCGUGCCUGACAGCUUCUUGGAUGAAUUGGAGCGGGUACCGAAGAAAGACUUGAAGCCCUCUGAUAUGUGCCCAAUCUGUGUGAACCCAUUCCUCGAGGACAAAUAUCCCCUCGUAGUCCAGCUGCCCUGCCACGAUGAUCAUCGUUUCGAUCUGGACUGCAUAGGACCGUGGCUUAAGCUGAACUCAACAUGCCCUUUGGAUCGCAAAGAACUUUUGAAGAAGAAGCAGCCGCCACUACCACCACCUGCGGACGAUGACGAAGAAGAUUAUGACGAUAUGUACGCCUGA